This is a messenger RNA of Argentina anserina (silverweed cinquefoil), 1684 nucleotides long. Its product is annotated as tubulin beta-1 chain. Gene Ontology annotation, cellular component: microtubule; cytoplasm. The transcript is spliced from 3 exons. Gene Ontology annotation, molecular function: GTP binding; GTPase activity; structural constituent of cytoskeleton. The record is from RefSeq and is a predicted model, not a curated record. Gene Ontology annotation, biological process: microtubule cytoskeleton organization; mitotic cell cycle. NCBI's taxonomy places the organism in Eukaryota, Viridiplantae, Streptophyta, Magnoliopsida, Rosales, Rosaceae. The coding region runs from base 83 to 1426 and encodes 447 amino acids.
UCUCAUUUUCUCUCUCUCUGAGAAUUUGAGAGCCUUCGUCGUCUUCGUUCUGAAGCCCUAGCUUUUUCAAUCCGAUUCAAAAAUGCGUGAGAUUCUUCACAUCCAGGGAGGCCAGUGCGGCAACCAGAUCGGAGCCAAGUUCUGGGAGGUCGUCUGCGCCGAGCACGGCAUCGACUCCACCGGCCGGUACGGCGGCGACAACGAGCUCCAGCUCGAGCGCGUCAAUGUCUACUACAACGAGGCCAGUUGCGGGAGGUUUGUCCCACGCGCCGUGCUCAUGGAUCUGGAGCCUGGCACCAUGGACAGCGUCAGAUCUGGUCCGUACGGCCAGAUCUUCCGUCCGGAUAACUUCGUCUUUGGACAGUCCGGCGCCGGCAACAAUUGGGCGAAAGGUCACUACACUGAAGGCGCUGAGUUGAUUGACUCGGUUCUCGACGUUGUGAGGAAGGAGGCUGAGAACUGUGACUGCUUGCAAGGGUUUCAAGUUUGCCACUCUCUGGGAGGUGGUACUGGUUCUGGAAUGGGGACACUUCUCAUUUCCAAGAUCAGAGAGGAGUAUCCGGACCGAAUGAUGCUCACUUUCUCUGUGUUCCCAUCCCCGAAGGUGUCGGACACUGUGGUUGAGCCGUACAAUGCGACCCUCUCGGUUCACCAGCUUGUUGAGAAUGCCGAUGAGUGUAUGGUUUUGGACAACGAAGCUCUCUAUGACAUUUGCUUCCGAACAUUGAAGCUCACUACUCCGAGCUUUGGUGAUCUGAAUCACCUGAUUUCGGCUACCAUGAGCGGUGUAACUUGCUGUCUUCGUUUCCCUGGACAACUCAACUCUGAUCUCCGCAAGCUUGCUGUUAACUUGAUUCCAUUCCCCCGAUUGCACUUCUUCAUGGUUGGGUUUGCCCCACUUACAUCUCGUGGAUCCCAGCAAUACAGGGCACUCACUGUUCCAGAGCUUACUCAACAGAUGUGGGAUGCCAAGAACAUGAUGUGUGCUGCUGAUCCUCGUCAUGGGCGCUAUUUGACUGCUUCAGCAAUGUUCCGUGGUAAGAUGAGCACCAAGGAAGUUGAUGAACAGAUGAUCAACGUCCAAAACAAGAAUUCAUCUUACUUUGUUGAGUGGAUCCCCAACAAUGUCAAGUCCACUGUUUGUGACAUUCCCCCAACCGGUCUGAAGAUGGCUUCAACGUUCAUUGGUAACUCCACUUCCAUUCAAGAAAUGUUCCGGAGGGUGAGUGAGCAGUUCACUGCUAUGUUCCGUAGAAAGGCUUUCUUGCAUUGGUACACAGGAGAGGGUAUGGAUGAGAUGGAGUUUACCGAGGCAGAGAGCAACAUGAAUGACCUUGUCUCAGAGUACCAGCAGUACCAGGAUGCUACUGCAGACGAGGAAGGGUAUGACUAUGAAGAUGAGGAGGAAGUUCAGGAGGAGGCUUGAUCUUUGAUCUUCUCGUCCGCUCCUUUCCUGUUGGGUUAUGUUGUGAAUUUUAAUCUGGAUUUGUUCUUAAAAUCUUGUUUGGCGAUUGGAUUGUUGGGUUGGCCGUUAUCGCAUGCUUGGUUUUUAUUGUAGUUAUUUAGGUAGUGGUCUGAAAAUAUGGUUGGUUUACUAAGAUGUGGCGUCUAUCAUGACUCUGGUGUUCAGUAAAGAUUGUGAUAGUUAUGGUUGAAUGCUCUUCGAGUCUUGGUGUUGUUGAUA